AUGGCGUGGCGUCCACCUAGUGUAAAUAUGGUUCAGCAAGGAGCUUCAAUCCCAGCUCCGAUUCCAACCCCAGCAUCAAAUCAGAACCCUAAUUUUGCUUCAACUUCGAAUGGGAACUUUGAUCCCAAUGAUCAGACAAAUCCUCUCUAUCUUCAUGCGAAUGAGAGUCCUACCCUACAGUUGGUGACAGCUCAGUUGGAGGGAAGAUCAAACUAUCAUUCUUGGGCAAGAGCCAUGGAAAUGGCAUUAAGAUCCAAGAAUAAGAUGACCUUUGUGAAUGGUCUUGUGGCUGCUCCAAACAGACUUGAUCCAAAAUUCUAUUACUGGGAGAGAUGUAAUACUAUGUUGUUGUCCUGGAUUUUGAGGGUUGUAUCUCCCACCAUAGCUAGUAGUGUGCUUUGGAUCAACACAGCUGAAGGAGUAUGGAAGGACUUGAAGAAGAGAUUCAGUCAGCAAGAUGUGUUUAGAAUUGCAGAAAUCCAGUCACAGAUUCACCACACUAAGCAAGGUAACUCUACUGUGAAUGAGUACUUUACACAAUUGAAAUUAUUGUGGGAUGAGUUGCUUGUUCUAAGACCUAUUCCUAGUUGUGAGUGCUCUCCAAAUUGUGCCUGUGGAAAUAGUCUGUCUGAUAAAGUAAAGGCACAUUUGGAAAAUGAUAUGUUGUCUGCUUUUCUCAUUGGCUUAAAUGACAAUUACACAAGCAUUAAGAGGCAAAUCAUGCUAAUGAAACCUCUUCCUGAUGUUGGUGAGGCCUUCUCCAUGGUUUCACAACAAGAGAGACAAGUGAAUAUUGAAACUGCCAAUCUAGAGGACAGCAUAACAAGAGUAAAUGCUUUCUUUACAAAAGCAGACAACAAUGGAAGGAGACCUUUCCCUAACCAGAAGCAGAAGAUUAUAUGCAGCUACUGUGGAUAUACAGGGUUGGAAACCAAGAAGCAAAGGAAUGGGUUCAACAAAUCAAGUUCAAGCUUCUGUGCAAGAAUGCAACUGUACAGAAGCCAAACCCCUCUUUACUCAAGAUGA
Messenger RNA from Ipomoea nil (Japanese morning glory), 1026 nucleotides. RefSeq lists its product as uncharacterized. The transcript is spliced from 2 exons. The record is from RefSeq and is a predicted model, not a curated record. Lineage: Eukaryota; Viridiplantae; Streptophyta; Magnoliopsida; Solanales; Convolvulaceae. The coding region runs from base 1 to 1026 and encodes 341 amino acids.